GUUGCCGUUGUCGGACGUAAUCGAUCGGUCAGUGCCGGGUGGUUUGCCGUCGAUAAAGUGCUCCGUCGAGUCGAGUGCGUUGCCUGUUUGUCAAUUGUUGUGAACGUAAAUUUCUCCGUACCCGGUUUUUGUUUAUUUGCAGACUGACCACAGAGCGCCAGGAGGACGAGAUGAGUCGCCGGUAUUCGCGCGUCGAGUCCAGCUCGGAUUUGCUGCAGUUUCUGGACCGUGGUCACUCGGCCAACACGGAAAACCGAUGGACGUUCGAGAUAGCUUGGGAGGUGGCCAACAAAGUCGGUGGAAUCUAUACCGUCAUCCGCUCGAAGGCGUUUGUCUCGACCGAGGAGCUGGGCGACCAAUACUGCCUGAUUGGCCCCUACAAGGAGGCGUCGGCCCGCACGGAGGUUGAGGCCUGCGAGUUUCCGAGCAAUGGGCCCUUCUACCGGGCCGUGACGGAGAUGCGCAACCAGGGCUUUAAGGUGCACUGCGGCCGCUGGCUGGUGGACGGGAAUCCGCAGAUCAUCCUGUUCGACAUUGGUUCGGCGGCGUGGAAGAUGGACGGCUACAAGCAGGAGCUGUGGAGCUCGUCCAACAUCGGCAUUCCUCAUCUGGACGUUGAGUGUAACGAUUCCAUCAUUCUGGGAUACACGGUGGCGACCUUCAUCGAUGAGUUCAAACGUUGCGCCGAAGUGUACUCGAGGGAGAAUGAAUACGGACCACCGAGAAUCGUCACGCACUUUCACGAGUGGCAGGCCGGCGUUGGUUUGAUUGCGUUGCGGACACGCCAGGUCGACGUGGCAACCGUCUUCACAACUCAUGCCACCCUUCUCGGACGGUAUCUGUGCGCGGGUAAUACCGAUUUCUACAACAACCUCGACAAGUUCCCGGUCGACGAGGAGGCCGGCAAGCGCCAGAUCUACCAUCGAUACUGCCUGGAGCGGGCGGCCACUCACCUUUCGCACGUGUUCACGACCGUUUCUGAAAUCACUGGCUACGAGUCGGAGCAUCUGCUCAAGCGUAAACCGGACAUCAUCACGCCGAACGGGUUGAACGUGAAAAAGUUUGCCGCCAUCCACGAGUUCCAGAACAUGCACGCUAUGGCAAAGGAAAAGAUCCACGAGUUCACCCGCGGGCACUUUUACGGGCACUUUAACUUCAACAUCGAGAAAACGCUGUACAUGUUUAUCGCCGGUCGGUACGAAUUUAGCAACAAGGGGGCGGACAUUUUCAUCGAAGCGCUCGCCCGGCUGAACCACUUGCUGAAGUCGAGCAACUCGGACGUGACGGUGGUGGCAUUUCUGAUCUUUCCGGCCCGCACAAACAACUUCAACGUGGAAUCGCUCCGAGGACAUGCCGUCACGAAGCAGCUGCGCGACACCAUCAACAGCAUACAGCAGGACAUUGGUAAGCGGAUGUACGAGACGUGUCUGCAAGGCCAGCUGCCGGAGGGUUCGGAGAUAUUAACGAAAGAGGACAUCGUUAAGAUCAAGCGCUGUCUUUAUUCGCUCCAGCGUGACGGAAAUCCACCCGUCACCACGCACAACGUUGUCGACGAUUGGAACGACCCGGUGUUGGAGUCGAUCCGGCGAUGUCAGCUGUUCAAUACCAAGUUUGAUCGCGUGAAGGUAGUUUUCCACCCGGAGUUCCUCAACUCGACCAACCCUCUGUUUGGACUCGAUUAUGAGGAGUUUGUGCGCGGUUGCCAUCUCGGUGUGUUCCCAUCGUACUACGAACCAUGGGGCUACACACCGGCCGAGUGCACGGUCAUGGGAAUCCCCAGCAUCACCACCAACCUGUCCGGGUUCGGGUGCUUCAUGCACGAACACGUGGCGGACCCGAAAUCCUACGGUAUCUACAUCGUCGACCGGCGUCACGUGGCCGUGGAGGAGAGUGUCCAGCAGCUCUCCAAGUUUAUGUUCGAUUUUUCCAAACUGAACCGUCGCCAGCGUAUCAUCCAGCGAAACCGCACGGAGCGAUUGAGUGAUCUGCUGGACUGGAGAAAUCUUGGAAUUUACUACCGUCAGGCUCGCGUCAAAGCGCUGCAACGUGUUUACCCCGACUAUGUUGACGAAUCGACGGAAUACCUUAAACGUGCUGGCGACUUUUCAUACCCGAGACCGGUCAGCGCUCCACCAAGCCCAAGUUCCUCCAGACACACCACACCAGCUCCAUCGCUCCACGGUUCCGAUGACGAGCAAGAUUCGGUAGAUUCGGAGGAAGAGCUACAAGAGCUUAAAAUAAACUCCCAUCACUAGAGAGCUUGACGAGCUCGAGUGAUCAAAGCAACCAUGCACUCCUCAAACUUUACGCCUGCCUUUGGAGAGGCGUGAAAAACUCCCAACAAACACCGUGUCAUUGAUGUCGGAUGCGAUUCAAACAAAAUAGGUAGAAUGCUAACUUGCCACUCGCAUGGGGAGAGACCGUUAAGGGUGUAGCUUUUAAAGCCACCAGGAGAAAAUCAAUAUGAUAUUUUAGACAAUGAUGUUGAGCGUUUUAAGUUUUAUGUAUACCUAGAUACUUGGGGGGACGCUGCGAAGUUCGAAGUGGGCCCGUGGGUUUACGCUACCUUCCUAAUGUUGGCAGUCUAUCGAUAAAUGUGUUCAAUCACGUCCGUACUAGAAUAGCUCUAUUGGAGAAUAUGUCUCGGCAGCGUUGUCGCCGUUUAAGAAAUAAAACCAUGUUUAAUUUCCAACUUUUA
This is a messenger RNA of Anopheles coustani, 2698 nucleotides long. RefSeq names its product glycogen [starch] synthase (gene GlyS). Gene Ontology annotation, cellular component: cytoplasm. Gene Ontology annotation, biological process: glycogen biosynthetic process. Gene Ontology annotation, molecular function: alpha-1,4-glucan glucosyltransferase (UDP-glucose donor) activity. Lineage: Eukaryota; Metazoa; Arthropoda; Insecta; Diptera; Culicidae. The record is from RefSeq and is a predicted model, not a curated record. The transcript is spliced from 6 exons. The coding region runs from base 171 to 2255 and encodes 694 amino acids.